Fraxinus pennsylvanica is the source of this 417-nucleotide messenger RNA. The record is from the annotation of a GenBank genome assembly. Lineage: Eukaryota; Viridiplantae; Streptophyta; Magnoliopsida; Lamiales; Oleaceae.
AUGAGUGUAGAAGUGUUGGAUGGUGCCACCAUUGUGAACUUCGUGCAUGACGAAGAAGCGUUUAAUGCUUGGGUUCAUGCCCAUUUUAUGAAACUCGAUACAAACCAUGAUGGCCUUCUUUCAUACGACGAGAUGUUAGCUGAGUUAAGGAGUUUUAGAGUCUUCGAAUGCCACUUUGGUGUUGAUGUUAAGACUGAUCCAGACGAGGCGUCUCGGGUGUACAAUGCAAUGCUUGUGCAGUUUGAUCAUGACUUGAACGGGACAGUAGACUUGCAAGAAUUCAAAGAAGAGAGCAAGAGAAUGAUGUUAGGGAUUGCAAAUGGAUUAGGGUUCUUGCCCGUUCAAAUGGUGUUGGAAGAAGGCAGCUUUCUCAAGAAUGCAGUAGAAAGGGAAUUAACCAAAUUAGCUGCAGCCUAA